GGGCAGGAACAGUCAGGCUGGGGAAGAAAGCGCUAGAUGAUGCUGGAUGUACUCCAGCCAGGAAAUGGGGCGGAGCUCUUGACAUCAGAGGAAGACAAUUCAUUCCAGGGGAGGAGCCGGGACACCUGUGUAAGACUGAAGGGGAGGAGCUUGUACACCUGUCAAAGACUGAGGGGGAGGAGCCGGUACACCUGUGCAAGACUGAAGGGGAGGAGCCAGUACACCUGCGCAAGACUGAAGGGGAGGAGCCGGUACACCUGUGCAAGACUGAAGGGGAGGAGCCGGUACACCUGUGCAAGACUGAAGGGGAGGAGCCGGUACACCUGUGCAAGACUGAAGGGGAGGAGCCGGUACACCUGUCAAAGACUGAAGAGGAGGAGCCGGGACACCUGUCAAAGACUGAAGGGGAGGAGCCGGUACACCUGUGCAAGACUGAAAGGGAGGAGCCGGCACACCUGUGCAAGACUGAAGGGGAGGAGCUGGGACACCUGUGCAAGACUGGAGGGGAGGAGCCAGUACACCUGUACAAGACUGAAGGGGAGGAGCCGGUACACCUGUCCAAGA
Messenger RNA from Staurois parvus, 564 nucleotides. The record is from the annotation of a GenBank genome assembly. NCBI's taxonomy places the organism in Eukaryota, Metazoa, Chordata, Amphibia, Anura, Ranidae.